Molecule: messenger RNA, 7615 nt
Organism: Chaetura pelagica (chimney swift)
Lineage: Eukaryota; Metazoa; Chordata; Aves; Apodiformes; Apodidae
Gene: TLN1
Product: talin 1
Biological process (GO): platelet aggregation
Cellular component (GO): plasma membrane; cytoskeleton; ruffle
Molecular function (GO): integrin binding; actin filament binding; structural constituent of cytoskeleton
Source: RefSeq, a predicted model, not a curated record
CAGGUGACGCAGGAGUGGGGACAGCCCAGCUGCCACCAUGGUUGCCCUCUCGCUGAAGAUCAGCAUUGGCAAUGUGGUGAAGACGAUGCAGUUCGAGCCUUCCACCAUGGUGUACGACGCCUGCCGGAUGAUCCGGGAGCGGGUGCCCGAGGCACAGAUGGGACAGCCCAAUGAUUUUGGGCUGUUCCUCUCGGAUGAAGACCCAAAGAAAGGGAUCUGGCUGGAGGCUGGGAAGGCUCUGGACUACUACAUGCUUCGCAAUGGGGACACCAUGGAGUACAAGAAGAAGCAGAGGCCCCUGAAGAUCCGUAUGCUGGAUGGGACAGUGAAAACGGUGAUGGUGGAUGACUCCAAAACCGUAACAGACAUGCUCAUGACAAUCUGUGCCAGGAUCGGCAUCACCAACUACGAUGAGUACUCACUUGUUCGGGAGAUUAUGGAAGAGAAGAAGGAGGAGGUUACUGGCACCCUCAAGAAGGACAAAACCUUGCUGCGAGAUGAGAAGAAGAUGGAGAAGCUCAAACAGAAGCUACACACAGAUGAUGAGUUGAAUUGGCUGGACCACGGCCGGACCCUGCGCGAACAAGGCAUCGAUGACAACGAGACGCUGCUGCUGCGGCGCAAGUUCUUCUACUCUGACCAGAACGUGGAUUCACGAGAUCCUGUGCAGCUCAACCUGCUCUACGUGCAGGCUCGUGAUGACAUCCUUAAUGGUUCCCACCCUGUCUCCUUUGACAAAGCCUGCGAGUUUGCUGGCUACCAGUGCCAGAUCCAGUUCGGGCCACACAAUGAACAGAAGCACAAGCAGGGUUUUCUGGAACUGAAGGAUUUCCUGCCCAAGGAGUAUAUCAAGCAGAAAGGGGAGCGCAAAAUCUUCAUGGCCCACAAGAACUGUGGGAACAUGAGCGAGAUUGAGGCCAAAGUUCGCUAUGUGAAACUUGCCCGUUCCCUCAAGACCUAUGGGGUCUCCUUCUUCCUGGUCAAGGAGAAGAUGAAGGGGAAGAACAAGCUGGUGCCGCGGCUGCUGGGGAUCACCAAGGAGUGUGUGAUGCGUGUGGAUGAGAAGACCAAAGAAGUGAUUCAGGAGUGGAGUCUGACCAACAUCAAGCGUUGGGCAGCCUCACCUAAGAGUUUCACCCUGGAUUUUGGAGAUUACCAGGAUGGUUACUACUCUGUGCAGACGACAGAGGGGGAGCAGAUUGCACAGCUGAUUGCUGGCUACAUUGACAUCAUCCUCAAAAAGAAAAAGAGCAAAGACCACUUUGGAUUGGAGGGGGAUGAGGAGUCCACCAUGCUGGAAGACGCGGUGUCUCCAAAGAAGCCGACAAUCUUGCAGCAGCAGUUUAACUGUGUGGGCAAGGCAGAGCUGGGCUCGGUGGCCCUGCCAGCCAUCAUGCGCACGGGGGCUGGAGGGCCUGAAAACUUCCAGGUGGGCACGAUGCCUCAGCCCCAGCUGCAAGUCACCAGUGGCCAGAUGCACCGAGGGCACAUGCCUCCCCUGACUUCAGCCCAGCAAGCCCUGACUGGCACCAUCAACUCGAGCAUGCAGGCUGUGCAUGCAGCCCAGGCCACACUGGAUGACUUCGAGACCUUGCCACCCCUGGGACAGGAUGCUGCAUCCAAAGCUUGGCGCAAAAACAAGAUGGACGAGUCAAAGCAUGAGAUCCACUCCCAAGUGGAUGCUAUCACUGCUGGCACAGCCUCAGUGGUCAACCUCACUGCAGGGGAUCCAGCAGACACAGACUACACCGCCGUGGGCUGUGCUGUCACCACCAUCUCUUCCAACCUGACGGAGAUGUCCAAGGGUGUCAAACUCCUGGCUGCACUGAUGGAGGAUGAGGGAGGGAACGGGCGGCAGCUUCUGCAGGCAGCCAAGAACCUGGCAAGCGCCGUCUCGGACCUGCUGAAAACAGCACAGCCUGCCAGCGCUGAGCCUCGCCAGAAUCUCCUGCAGGCUGCUGGCCUCGUGGGCCAGACCAGUGGGGAGCUGCUGCAGCAGAUCGGGGAGAGUGACACCGACCCGCGGUUCCAGGAUAUGCUGCUCCAGGUGUCGGAGGCGUGGGCCGGCCCUGCUGCCGCGCUGGUGCUCAAAGCCAAGAACGUGGCACAGAAGACGGAGGACUCGGCGCUGCAGACGCAGGUGAUCGCUGCGGCCACCCAGUGCGCCCUCUCCACCUCGCAGCUGGUGGCCUGCACCAAGGUAGUGGCUCCUACAAUCAGCUCCCCAGUCUGCCAGGAGCAGCUGAUCGAGGCUGGCAAGUUGGUAGCCAAGUCAGCAGAAGGCUGUGUGGAGGCCUCCAAGGCAGCCACCAAUGAUGACCAGCUCCUGAAGCAGGUAGGGGUGGCAGCCACGGCUGUCACCCAGGCCCUGAACGACCUGCUGCAGCACAUCAAGCAGCACGCCUUGGGCGGGCAGCCCAUCGGGCGCUACGACCAGGCCACCGACACCAUCCUCAAUGUCACCGAGAACAUAUUCAGCUCUAUGGGCGAUGCUGGGGAAAUGGUGCGGCAGGCUCGUAUUCUGGCCCAGGCCACCUCCGACCUUGUCAAUGCCAUCAAAGCUGAUGCAGAGGGAGAGACAGACCUGGAGAACUCCCGCAAGCUGCUGAGUGCAGCCAAGAUCCUGGCUGAUGCCACUGCCAAGAUGGUGGAGGCUGCAAAGGGAGCUGCAGCCCACCCGGACAGCGAGGAGCAGCAGCAGCGGCUGCGCGAGGCAGCGGAGGGGCUCCGCAUGGCCACCAACGCCGCAGCCCAGAAUGCCAUCAAGAAGAAGCUUGUGCACAAGCUGGAGCACGCAGCCAAGCAAGCAGCUGCCUCCGCUACGCAGACCAUUGCAGCCGCGCAGCACGCUGCCUCCUCCAACAAGAACCCUGCUGCACAGCAGCAGCUGGUGCAGAGCUGCAAGGUGGUGGCAGACCAGAUCCCAAUGCUGGUGCAGGGUGUACGAGGAAGCCAGUCCCAGCCGGACAGCCCCAGCGCCCAGCUGGCUCUCAUUGCUGCCAGCCAGAACUUCCUGCAGCCUGGUGGAAAGAUGGUAGCUGCAGCCAAGGCCACUGUCCCCACCAUCACAGACCAAGCCUCUGCCAUGCAACUCAGCCAGUGUGCCAAGAACUUGGCUGCAGCUCUGGCUGAGCUCCGCACAGCUGCCCAGAAGGCUCAGGAGGCAUGUGGACCCUUGGAGAUAGACUCUGCGCUGGGUCUGGUGCAAAGCCUGGAGAGGGACUUGCAGGAAGCCAAGGCAGCAGCCCGUGAUGGCAAGCUCAAGCCUCUGCCAGGAGAGACGAUGGAGAAGUGUGCCCAAGACCUGGGGAACAGCACAAAAGCCAUCAGUUCUGCCAUCGCUCACCUCCUGGGGGAGGUAGCCCAGGGCAAUGAGAACUACACAGGCGUCAACUGCCUGCCGGGACAACGGGAUGUGGAUGCUGCCAUCCGCAUGGUGGGAGAGGCCAGCAAGAGGCUGCUGGCAGAUUCGUUCCCUCCCAGCACCAAGAGCUUCCAGGAGGCGCAGAGCCAGCUGAACCGGGCGGCUGCAGGGCUGAACCAGUCAGCCAAGGAGCUGGUGCAGGCAUCGCGUGGCACCCCUCAAGACCUGGCCAAGUCCUCUGGCAAAUUUGGGCAGGACUUCAAUGAGUUCUUGCAGGCGGGAGUGGAGAUGGCCAGCCAGUCCCCGAGUAAGGAAGACCAGGCGCAGGUGGUGUCGAACUUGAAGAGCAUCUCCAUGUCCUCCAGCAAGCUGUUGCUGGCUGCAAAGGCGCUGUCCGCCGACCCUGCAGCCCCCAACCUCAAGAAUCAGCUGGCAGCAGCAGCACGGGCCGUGACCGACAGCAUUAACCAGCUGAUCACCAUGUGCACCCAGCAGGCACCAGGCCAGAAGGAGUGCGACAACGCCCUGCGUGAGCUGGAGACGGUGAAGGAACUGUUAGAGAACCCCACCCAGACCGUCAAUGAUAUGUCCUACUUCAACUGCCUUGACAGUGUUAUGGAGAACUCCAAGGUGCUGGGAGAGUCCAUGGCUGGCAUCUCCCAGAAUGCCAAGAACAGCAAACUGCCCGAGUUUGGUGACUCCAUCAGUGCUGCCUCCAAAGCUCUGUGCGGGCUGACAGAAGCAGCUGCACAGGCUGCCUACCUUGUGGGUGUCUCGGACCCCAACAGCCAGGCUGGACAGCAGGGCUUGGUAGACCCCACUCAGUUUGCCAGAGCUAACCAAGCUAUCCAGAUGGCCUGCCAGAACCUGGUGGACCCUGCUUGCACCCAGUCCCAGGUGCUGUCAGCAGCCACCAUCGUAGCGAAGCACACCUCGGCCCUGUGCAACACCUGCCGCCUGGCCUCCUCCCGCACCGCCAACCCUGUGGCCAAGCGCCAGUUUGUCCAGUCAGCCAAGGAGGUGGCCAACAGCACGGCCAACCUGGUGAAGACCAUCAAGGCGCUGGAUGGUGACUUCAACGAGGAGAACCGGGAGCGGUGCCGCGCUGCCACCGCCCCUCUCAUAGAGGCUGUGGAUAACCUGACAGCUUUUGCCUCCAACCCAGAGUUUGCCACUGUUCCUGCCCAGAUCAGCCCAGAGGGCCGCAGAGCCAUGGAGCCCAUUGUCUCUUCAGCCAAGACCAUGCUGGAGAGCUCUGCUGGCCUCAUCCAGACCGCCCGCUCCCUGGCCGUCAACCCCAAGGACCCGCCGCAGUGGUCGGUGCUGGCUGGACACUCUCGCACCGUCUCGGACUCCAUCAAGAAGCUGAUCACCAACAUGAGGGACAAAGCUCCAGGACAGCGGGAGUGUGAUGAAGCCAUCGAAGUCCUGAACAGAUGCAUGCGGGAGGUGGACCAGGCCUCCCUUGCUGCCAUCAGCCAGCAGCUGGCCCCCCGAGAAGACAUCUCCCAGGAGGCUUUGCACAACCAGAUGAUCACAGCUGUCCAGGAGAUCAGCAACCUGAUCGAGCCUGUGGCCAGCGCGGCACGGGCCGAGGCCUCGCAGCUGGGGCACAAGGUGUCCCAGAUGGCACAGUACUUUGAGCCGCUCAUUAUGGCGGCGGGAGCUGCCUCCAAAACACCCAACCACCAGCAGCAGAUGAACCUCCUGGACCAGACCAAAACGCUGGCUGAGUCUGCCUUGCAGAUGCUGUAUACAGCCAAGGAGGCUGGUGGGAACCCCAAGCAAGCUGCCCACACCCAGGAAGCUCUGGAGGAGGCUGUGCAGAUGAUGAAGGAAGCAGUGGAGGACCUGACCACCACCCUGAAUGAGGCAGCCAGCGCUGCAGGUGUUGUCGGGGGCAUGGUGGACUCCAUCACCCAGGCCAUCAACCAGCUGGAUGAGGGACCAAUGGGCGAGCCAGAGGGCAGCUUUGUGGACUACCAGACCACCAUGGUGAAGACAGCCAAGGCCAUUGCAGUGACUGUGCAGGAGAUGGUCACUAAAUCCACCACCAACCCAGACGAGCUGGGCAUACUGGCCAACCAGCUCACCAACGACUAUGGGCAGCUGGCACAAGAGGCCAAGCUGGCUGCCCUCACUGCUGAGAAUGAGGAGAUUGGCUCCCACAUCAAGCGCCGGGUGCAGGAGCUGGGUCACGGCUGUGCCGCCCUGGUCACCAAGGCUGGAGCCCUGCAGUGCAGCCCCAGCGAUGCCUACACCAAGAAGGAGCUGAUAGAGAGUGCACGCAAGGUUUCUGAGAAGGUGUCUCACGUGCUGGCAGCUCUUCAGGCUGGGAACCGUGGGACACAAGCCUGCAUCACAGCAGCCAGUGCUGUCUCUGGCAUCAUUGCUGACCUCGACACCACCAUCAUGUUUGCCACGGCAGGAACCCUCAACCGGGAGAACUCUGAGACCUUUGCAGACCACAGAGAGGGCAUCUUGAAGACUGCCAAGGCACUGGUGGAGGACACCAAGGUGUUAGUGCAGAAUGCCACAGCCAGCCAGGAGAAGCUAGCCCAGGCUGCCCAGUCCUCUGUGUCCACCAUCACCCGCCUGGCAGAGGUGGUGAAGCUGGGUGCUGCCAGCCUGGGAUCUGAAGACCCAGAGACUCAGGUGGUCCUGAUCAAUGCUGUGAAGGAUGUGGCCAAGGCACUUGGAGACCUGAUUGGUGCCACCAAGGCAGCUGCUGGCAAAGCUGGGGAUGACCCUGCUGUCUACCAGCUGAAGAACUCUGCCAAGGUGAUGGUGACAAAUGUCACUUCCUUGCUGAAGACAGUGAAGGCUGUUGAGGACGAGGCCACGAAGGGGACGCGGGCGCUGGAGGCCACCAUAGAGCACAUACGCCAAGAGCUGGCAGUCUUCUCCUCCCCAGUGCCACCUGCCAAGGUCUCCACCCCAGAGGACUUCAUCCGUAUGACGAAGGGCAUCACGAUGGCCACAGCCAAGGCGGUGGCCGCCGGCAACUCGUGUCGGCAGGAGGAUGUCAUUGCCACGGCCAACCUGAGCCGCCGUGCCAUCGCUGACAUGCUGCGUGCCUGCAAGGAAGCUGCCUACCACCCAGAGGUGAGCGGGGACGUGCGGCAGCGGGCGCUGCGCUUUGGCAAGGAGUGUGCCGGUGGCUACCUGGAGCUGCUGGAGCAUGUGCUGGUGAUCCUGCAGAAACCAACUCACGAGCUGAAGCAGCAGCUAGCAGGCUACUCCAAGCGCGUGGCCAGCUCUGUCACUGAGCUCAUCCAGGCAGCCGAGGCCAUGAAAGGGACGGAGUGGGUUGACCCAGAAGACCCCACCGUCAUCGCUGAGAACGAGCUGCUGGGGGCAGCGGCUUAGGCUGCUGCCAGGAAGCUGGAGCAGCUGAAACCAAGAGCCAAGCCCAAGCAAGCAGAUGAGAGCCUGAAUUUCGAGGAGCAGAUCCUGGAAGCUGCCAAAUCCAUUGCUGCAGCCACCAGUGCCCUGGUGAAGGCAGCCUCAGCAGCCCAGCGAGAAUUAGUGGCCCAAGGAAAGGUGGGCGCCAUCCCCGCCAAUGCAGUGGAUGAUGGACAGUGGUCCCAGGGACUCAUUUCAGCUGCACGCAUGGUGGCUGCUGCCACCAACAACCUGUGCGAAGCCGCCAAUGCAGCAGUGCAGGGCCACGCCAGCGAGGAGAAGCUCAUCUCAUCUGCCAAGCAGGUGGCUGCCUCCACAGCACAGCUCCUGGUGGCCUGCAAGGUGAAGGCUGACCACGACUCAGAAGCCAUGAAGCGGCUCCAGGCUGCUGGCAAUGCGGUGAAGAGAGCGUCAGACAAUCUGGUGAAGGCAGCACAGAAGGCAGCUGCCUUCCAGGACCACGAUGAGACCGUGGUGGUGAAGGAGAAGAUGGUCGGGGGGAUUGCACAGAUCAUCGCCGCCCAGGAGGAGAUGCUGCGCAAGGAGCGGGAGCUGGAGGAGGCGCGGAAGAAGCUGGCCAUGAUCCGGCAGCAGCAGUACAAGUUCCUGCCCUCGGAGCUGCGGGAUGAGGAGCAGAACUGAGCCUCAUGCUCUCCCGCCGCUCACUGCACAGACUGCUGCCCGCCCGCUCCUAUUUAAGAUGACCCGGCUGAAACAAAGGGCUGCCUGGGCUAGGCCAGAGCUCUGCCCGCACCCAGAGCGCCGGGACUAACCCAGUUGCUGCUCCAAGCCGGUGCCGCACCAGCAGCUCCGCUUUGCCGCCCAGCCCACCUGCCCUUGUGCACC